CAUUCGCUUUUCGUCCUCUCAAUUGUAAGUGUAUUCAUUGAUCAAUUUAUAUCAAGUAUUAUUUAGUUUAAAUCAUGACAAUGUAAAGAUUAAACAGUAUAAAUAAAUCAUAUAAAAAUAAAUGUAUUCCGAUAUCGCCUCGAAAGGUUUUUCAUGUCAAAUAAAUCCUCAUCUACUAUUUAUGUUUUCAUAAUUAUGCCAUCCAAUUCACGAUUUCAGGUAGCCGGUAUCAUUUAUUUAUCGUUCAAAUGAGCAUCAUUAUGUUUUGAUGGGUUAAUGAAGUAUUCAUCAUCAUCAUCAUCAUCAUCAUCAUCAUCAUCAUCAUCAUCAUCAUCAUCAUCAUCAUCAUCAUCAUCAUCAUCAUCAUCAUCAUCAUCAUCAUCAUCAUCAUCAUCAUCAUCAUCAUCAUCAUCAUCAUCAUCAUCAUCAUCAUCAUCAUCAUCAUCAUCAUCAUCAUCAUCAUCAUCAUCAUCAUCAUCAUCAUCAUCAUCAUCAUCAUCAUCAUCAUCAUCAUCAUCAUCAUCAUCAUCAUCAUCAUCAUCAUCAUCAUCAUCAUCAUCAUCAUCAUCAUCAUCAUCAUCAUCAUCAUCAUCAUCAUCAUCAUCAUCAUCAUCAUCAUCAUCAUCAUCAUCAUCAUCAUCAUCAUCAUCAUCAUCAUCAUCAUCAUCAUCAUCAUCAUCAUCAUCAUCAUCAUCAUCAUCAUCAUCAUCAUCAUCAUCAUCAUCAUCAUCAUCAUCAUCAUCAUCAUCAUCAUCAUCAUCAUCAUCAUCAUCAUCAUCAUCAUCAUCAUCAUCAUCAUCAUCAUCAUCAUCAUCAUCAUCAUCAUCAUCAUCAUCAUCAUCAUCAUCAUCAUCAUCAUCAUCAUCAUCAUCAUCAUCAUCAUCAUCAUCAUCAUCAUCAUCAUCAUCAUCAUCAUCAUCAUCAUCAUCAUCAUCAUCAUCAUCAUCAUCAUCAUCAUCAUCAUCAUCAUCAUCAUCAUCAUCAUCAUCAUCAUCAUCAUCAUCAUCAUCAUCAUCAUCAUCAUCAUCAUCAUCAUCAUCAUCAUCAUCAUCAUCAUCAUCAUCAUCAUCAUCAUCAUCAUCAUCAUCAUCAUCAUCAUCAUCAUCAUCAUCAUCAUCAUCAUUCGGGGUCUGUGUUUAUAAUAUAUCUAAUUGUUCAGUGAUUAAAAACUGA
This is a messenger RNA of Schistosoma rodhaini, 1173 nucleotides long. The record is from the annotation of a GenBank genome assembly. Lineage: Eukaryota; Metazoa; Platyhelminthes; Trematoda; Strigeidida; Schistosomatidae.